This is a messenger RNA of Homalodisca vitripennis (glassy-winged sharpshooter), 992 nucleotides long. RefSeq names its product palmitoyltransferase ZDHHC8-like. Lineage: Eukaryota; Metazoa; Arthropoda; Insecta; Hemiptera; Cicadellidae. The record is from RefSeq and is a predicted model, not a curated record.
UUGUCCCCUGGCCGAGACGGCUCAGACACGGAUAUGGAGCCCACGGCCAGUCAAUCGCAGGACUGCGAGCCCACGCCUCCUCUACAGCGGCACGGCAGCAAGACCAACUUCUACUUACCGCCGGUAGAGAGGCAGUGUGUUCGGAAAGGGACUGGAGGUGUCACGCAGUCACACACGCCCGACAUGGAGCGAGCGUCAGGCCCUUCUCCCACAAUGCAGCAGAGGAUCAAGGCCAUCGGAGUGCCCACUCCUCUCGCUAUGUCUAGUCCACUGCGGAGAUCGAAUCCUGGCACACCGACACAGCCGAGGCGGCCUGACUUCAUCUCCGUUUCUGGCAGCAACCACCCUACAACCUACUACGAGUUCCAGGGCAACCGGGGCAACUCGGGGCCUGAGGCGAGCCCCCAGCGGCGUUUCCUGUCCGAAGGAGAGCUUCUGCGAGGGGGAGAACUGCCUCCGGUGUAUCCUCGGACGAACAACACGGUGGAUAACAUCCGAGAGUUGGCGGGUUCGCCCCAGAGAGGGGUUUACACGUGGAAAGACACUUCACCCAACGCUUACUGCCAACAGCCCCGCCCCACCUACGACCAUUACCGGUCCAAUCCCACCAGUCCGACUCAGCGGGGGGUAUACUACCCCGCUCUGCGGGGAGGUGUGCCCGUCUAUCCCCCGCCACAGUCACCCCAAGUCAAACGCAAGAACCUAGUGACUCCUGUGACCCCGUGUGAUGGCCGGCGGCGGCCGAUGUCGUUUGUGCGCGCCCUGGAGAUGUCGGACUCCAUGGAGAUGGCGGGGGCCAGCCAGGAGCCCCGGAGAGGCACCACCCCCACCCCCGACAGACAAAGUGUAUAUGAUAUGAACUACGAAAUAUCUGUAUAGCUUUAAUUACACGAGUUUACGAGGAAAGUGAGGCGCAUUCUUUAGUCAAUUCUGUAUUACCUUCAGUUUCUUUGUCAUUCUCUCAAACAAACUAAAAGAAUUUAUUUAAUAUA